This is a messenger RNA of Oncorhynchus tshawytscha (Chinook salmon), 2340 nucleotides long. RefSeq lists its product as uncharacterized. The transcript is spliced from 2 exons. Bases 4 to 666 code for a protein of 220 amino acids. The record is from RefSeq and is a predicted model, not a curated record. NCBI's taxonomy places the organism in Eukaryota, Metazoa, Chordata, Actinopteri, Salmoniformes, Salmonidae.
GGCAUGGAUCACCGCUCGUUGCGGCGUAAAAUCCUGGAGGAAAUGUGGGACAAUACGGAUUCAAUGAAAUCAGAGGAGCAGGGAAUAUCUUGGUUAGUCCAACUGAAAGAGGACAUCAGGAGGAUACAGGAGGAGGGUAGCAGUGCUGAUGAUGAUGAUGCCGUAGACUGUGACGAAGAAUGGAACGGAGAGGGCGGGGUUCAGUUACCUAGCAAUGGGUUGGAGGUGGAGCCCAUGAGUUCCAGCCAAUCUGAUGAUGAUGGCGAUUUAGACUGUGAUGAAGAAAGGGACGAGGAGGUCAGGGAUUGGAUGGCUAGCGAUGGGCUGGAGGUGGAGUUGUCUCCAGAGAGGCACACACCAGAGCAGAGAGUGAGAGAGGACAAGCCUCCCCGGCCCCCCGCCACCCUCUCGAAGUCCCCGGGUCGUGCGUCCCGCGGUAGCGCCCUACUGCGCUGUCUGAAGAAGAGGGUGUCUGUGCAGCUAGACGACAGCAAGACAACUCGCACAGGAGAGAAAUCUCACCGCCCGUCUAGAGCUAAACGAUGCAAGAAAACUCUCCCAGGAGACAGGCCUGGCUCCCAUAUCUGUGAUCACUGUGGGAAGAAUUUAGGAAGUCAAAAGCCUGAAAAGCCACAUGCGCGUUCAUACCGAAGACAAACCUCAUGAGUGCUCCGAGUGUGGGGAGACGUUCCGUCUGUUAAGAAGCCUUAAAAAACAUCAGAAACUUCACACUGGUGAGGUCAGAGGGACGAAGAAAGUCAAAGUCCCUCAUCCGUGUCCUCACUGCGGGACGAUGCUAGCUUCAAGAAAGAAUUAAAGGAUCAUCUGAGAAUCCGACACACUGAGAAAACUCAGCUCUGCUCUGAAUGUGGCAAGAGAUUCUCUAGCACCUACGCCCUGAGGAAACACCAGAGACUACACACUGGGGAGCAGCUCCACCUCUGCCCUGACUGUGGGAAGACCUUCUAUACUCAGGCACACUUGAUAUCUCACCAGAGGGUCCAUGCUGAACACAGGGAAAGGCCGCAUGUGUGUCCCGUCUGUGGGAGGGGCUUUACAGCAGCUUCGUCCUUGAAGUCACAUCAGAGUAUUCACACCGGAGAGAAACCUUACCUCUGCGCUGAAUGCGGAAGAGUUUCAGAACAUUAGGACACUUCACAACACACCAGAAGCAGCAUGUCGAAGCAAAGCCAUCUUUCCCUUGCCCUGUUUGCAAUCAGUGUCUCUCAACAAAGCGCAACCUGAUAUUUCACCAAAGAAUGCACACAGGAGAGAAGCCUUACCACUGCUCUCAGUGUGACCGGCGCUUUGUUAAUGAGCAGAAAUUGAAAAGUCAUCAGCGUGUACACACUGGAGAGAAGCCCUACCUUUGCUCCCAGUGUGGGAAAAGUUUCGCUCUUUCACAAAAUCUUAAAAAGCAUCUCAGGGUGCAUUCAGGUGAGAGACGUUACAGAUGUACCUAUUGUGUAAAGAGUUUCAUUUCUUCAUCUGGUCUGAAAUCACACCUGCAAACGCACACUGGAGUGAAACCCUGCCACUGCCCAGAAUGUGGGAAAGGUUUCUCAGAGAAGAGAGCUCUGAAGAAUCACAUGCUCACACACGGGAGAGAAACCGCUCCAACGUUCCAAUGUCUGUAAGAAUGUAACUCAGCACCAGCAGAUACACGCUGGGGUUGAAGAGCAUAAAUAACUGCCAUUAGAAUGAGUCGCUCUGGAUAAGAGCGUCUGCUAAAUUACUAAAACAUUUUUAAAUAAAACAUAGAUAUUGUACACCGCUGCCUUCCCGACUCCCACGUGAUAGUUCAUUUCUGUCUUAUUUUCUCUGAAAAGACUUUACCAAGAAACUACCAUUAACUAGUUAUUUUGUGUCUGGGUGUUCUGUUUAUGAAUUGUCUGCUUGCUUUGAACUGUUCUAGCUAGCCUGAAUCCAGAACCUGUUUUGUGCUAAUAUGUGUGUGUAUAUAUAAAUGUAUAUAUGACUCCCAUUUUGGCAUGUAUUUAGCAGUGUAUGGUGCAGUACCAAUGUGGACACAAAAAGGACACCACCACGCCUGUUAUUUUUGUUGUGAGGUUGCUUCACUUGUCUUCUACUAUGGUUGGCUCGCACUAUGGCCGUUUUUAGAAGAAGUCUGCCAAGACAACUGUACAAAUCUGAACGAAGCAACUAGAUAAAUACAUUAUGACAUUUUAGUCCCGAGGUAACGAACACGCCUGCACUGAUCUGCCUCGUAUCUUUUGCAUAGAGUUGAUCAAAAGGACUCCGACUACAAUGGGCUGUUAUUAUAAUGUUCAAAAAUAAUACUGAAGUGAAUUUAUUUGUCAAAACAGGCUGAUUUAAGCC